Fusarium subglutinans is the source of this 2127-nucleotide messenger RNA. RefSeq names its product transcription factor. The record is from RefSeq and is a predicted model, not a curated record. Lineage: Eukaryota; Fungi; Ascomycota; Sordariomycetes; Hypocreales; Nectriaceae. Gene Ontology annotation, biological process: regulation of DNA-templated transcription; DNA-templated transcription. Gene Ontology annotation, molecular function: zinc ion binding; DNA binding; DNA-binding transcription factor activity, RNA polymerase II-specific. The transcript has 4 exons. Bases 1 to 2127 code for a protein of 708 amino acids.
AUGUCAAGCAAUAUCACCCACGGGCCGGGCUCUGUAUCGCACAAGAACCCUCGUGUCCUGGCCUGCGUCUUGUGUCAGCAUCGCAAGAUCAAAUGCGACCGUAACACGCCCUGUUCAAAUUGUAUCAAGGCAAAUGUCACUUGUACUCCAAGCACUCCCGCUCCAGCAAGGAAGCGUCGGAGACCCAAUCAGGACCUUCAGGAAAGACUUGCACGAUGUGAGCAGCUUCUAAAACAAUACGCCGAUGGUUCUGCACCAUCUCCUUCUGCUGUUGGUCAUUCACCUGCUACAAAUGGGACCGUAGAUACGUAUCCUGCGACACCCACCAACAUCGAUGGCCAGUCCAAGUGGAAACCAACUGGCAAGAUGGUCAAGGAAGAAGGCGGGGUGCGAUUCAUGGACAGCUAUCUCUGGGCUAAUAUCCACGAUGAGCUCCAAGCCAUGAGAGAAAUCGUCGACACCGAUGAUCCAGAAGAAGCCAGUGUUAUGGGCUCUGAAGACCUGAGUCCAGAUUACAAUAUCGAUCUUCUGAUACCAGCCGAUUCAGCUACCAGAUCAUGCGAGGAACUCCAGCCUGAGCCAGUUCACAUCUUUAGACUCUGGCAGUUAUUUGUCGAUCGCGUCAAUCCUCUGACCAAGAUCAUCCACGUGCCAUCAGUGCAACCAUUCGCAUUGGAGAUGGCUACCGAUAUCAACAAGAUCCCACUCAACUACCAGGCUCUCUUAUUCGCCAUCUUUACCAUGGCCACAGUGUCCCUUACCGAGGCUGAAUGUCUUCAGAUGCUGGGAACAUCUCGGGAUGAAGCUCUUCGAAGGUACACCAUUGGUACCAAAGUGGCACUCACAAAGUUUAACUUUCUCAAAAAUUACGACAUGGUGGCUCUGCAGGCAUUGCUGCUAUACUUGUUAUCUCUUCAGAACCGAUAUGAUCGACAUGCGGCCUGGAUUCUCAGUGGAAUGGUCGUGCGUAUCGCGCAAAAGAUGGGCUAUCACCGUGACGGCGACUACCUGGGACUUAACGCCUUUGAGACCGAAAUGCGACGACGUAUGUGGUGGCAGAUCAUCCUCCAGGAUGCCAAGAACGCCCUAGUCUCUGGCUUGAGCCACUCGCUUCUCCCAAGCAGCUGGGACACCAAGAUGCCACAAAACGUGAACGAUGCCGACCUUUUCCCAGGAUCAAUCGAACCCGUUCUACCCCGCGAGGGUCCUACUGAAAUGGCUUUUUGUCUAAUCGGCUACCAGAUCGCCAAGUUUCUCGUCAACGCCGAAUCACUCCACGGAACCCCCGGACUAGAAGCUGCCGUCAUGGGACACGACUUUGAAGGCCAAGACCCUGCCAUUCUACCGAGCAUCCAGCAGUACCGAGAUUUGGUGGACAAUUUGGAGCAGAAUUUACUUGAAGUUGAGGCUCGUUACAUCGACCCAACGGCUGGAAACGUACACAUCGCCGCUCUCAGCAUUCGCCCGAUGAUCUGCAGCAAGAUGAGGGAGAUACUGGUCCCCAUGAAGGAGCAACCAGAAUGGGGAACAGAAAUUCUGGACAAGAAGGAUAACCUCUUCAAGAUUGUGUUGAUGAACAACGAGCACAGCACAGAUGCUUACGGCGUGAUGGAUCAGACUGGUUUCCUCUGGUUUCUCAAGUUUCAUUUCCAGAUUGAUAUCUUUACAGUCAUGACCAAGCAGCUCUGCCAACGACCGACUGGUUCUCUCGCCGACCGCGCAUGGAACAUGGUUCAGAAGAUUUACCACUACCACACCGAACUCCUCGACAUCUCCCAAAAGACAUACUACAUCCAAGCCCAAACAACCCUGAAAGCUUGGAAGAACCGAGAACAAGCCUUUAGAGCAGCUGGCCAGCCCCUCGAGACACCAAACUUUAUCUACCGCCUACGAGACGUCGUCAAGAGCGAAAACCGGACUUCAGAACCCUCGCCACAACAACCUGUCGCCCACCCUCCGCAAAACUCACAACAAAUGACCGAUCUUGAUCCAUUUUUGGGUAACUAUUUGGAUGUGUCGACGCUGAAUUGGGAUUUAUGGGGCAACAUGAACCAACCGCCACAGCAGCAGCAGAGUCAGAUGCCUGUUUCGUUAUUUGGCAAUUUCCCAAUGGGCAAUAUGGGCUAG